This is a messenger RNA of Diabrotica virgifera virgifera (western corn rootworm), 792 nucleotides long. RefSeq lists its product as uncharacterized. The transcript is spliced from 2 exons. The record is from RefSeq and is a predicted model, not a curated record. Lineage: Eukaryota; Metazoa; Arthropoda; Insecta; Coleoptera; Chrysomelidae. The coding region runs from base 1 to 792 and encodes 263 amino acids.
AUGAACGAAAAAUUUAAACGACAAAAGAGAGAAGAAAGCAAAAAAUACUCAGAGGAGACGGAAAACGAAAGAGUCCAAAGAAAAUUGAAAGAGGUAUUAGAGAUCCUAAAUGGUAAAGGACCUAUAGAGGGGGAGAAUAAGGCUAAAGCAAGAAAGUUAAUUGGAAAAAUAACCUCUAUCCAAAAUAAAACGAGUCAGAAUCAAAAUCAAACGGUGCAAGAGGAGGGUCACUUGAAAUGCGAGCAGUGCAAAAUAAAAAUGGAACAAGAAAGACAAAAGAAAGAAACGGAGAAAAUAAUAAAAGCGUUAAACAAUGGGGGGGACAUAAAUAAUUUUAGCCAGAUAUACAAAAAGAAAUGGGAGGAGAAGAGCGACAUUAAAGAAGGAGGGGUAGAAAGUGUCAUACGUACCAUCCGGGAAGACGUAUAUGAAAUCAUUGAGGGAUGUAAAGAAGAGAACGUGGAAUACAUAGAGAAUGUCAAGAAAAGUUCCAUGGCAAGCGAAAGGAGGGAAUGGUUCACGGAUGUUGUAAAAAUAAAGAAGCACGGUAUUUACGAAAUGGCCGAGAGGGCCAUAAAGCAAAUUAAGGAAAGGGAAACGCCGCCGCAGACAAUACGAGUGAUAAUAAAUAAUGAAAUCAAUAAAGAAGAGGUGCGGAAAGCUUUGGAAUUCGUGGGUAGAGGGGAAAAUAUAAUAUGGGAAUUAGUUAUUCGAGGAAAAGAAAUGGACAGGGGAGCCAGGCAUGAACAGGAGGAAGCCCUCCUGAUUAAAACAGGGGGGAAGAUGUUCUAA